Molecule: messenger RNA, 5876 nt
Organism: Anopheles arabiensis
Lineage: Eukaryota; Metazoa; Arthropoda; Insecta; Diptera; Culicidae
Gene: dor
Product: vacuolar protein sorting-associated protein 18 homolog
Exons: 3
Coding region: 200-3274 (1024 amino acids)
Biological process (GO): endosome to lysosome transport; intracellular protein transport; organelle fusion
Cellular component (GO): HOPS complex; endosome
Molecular function (GO): protein-macromolecule adaptor activity
Source: RefSeq, a predicted model, not a curated record
CAGGCUCGGUUUAUUUUGGGUUUUAGCUGUGAGCUGUCGCAGUUUUAUCGACCGUUUUCCAUAUCGCGGCAGUGAUUCACUUUCCACCCACUGCUAAGUGUAAGCAAUCGUUGUUCCUUCGAAAAACUGAAAGCAGCUAGCUUGUGCCGAAUCGCGCUUCCGCUUUGGCUAGACAGCGCCCCGGAGUGACGGUGUCGCGAUGGCGUCCAUGUUCGACCAGUACUCGAGCGACCUGAUAAGGGAAAGCUCCACCGAUCCGGAUGCUAGCGCCGAGCCGAAAACGUCCGGGUACGUGAGCGUGCGGACACGGAAGGAGGUGCCCAUCUUCACCAAGCAAAAGAUGAACCUGAACCUGCCGUCCGGCAUCCUCUUCCUCUCGGUGCAGAACGACUGGUUGAUGAUGCUGAUGACCAACCUGACCGUGCUGCGCAUGAACCUGAAGCAGCCGGACAAGUUCACCGAGGUGCCGAUCGACAAGACGAUCGGUGGGCUGCGUCCGUCGAGCAUCUACGUCGAUCCGCUCGGGGCGCACCUGUUCCUCACCUUUCUGCCCAAAUCGCCCGGCUUCACGCCCGAGCUGCUCUACCUGCAGCGCAACAGCUUCAAGCCCAAGUUUGUGACGAAGCUGAAGGACCAGGAAAUUACCGCGGUCGGGUUCAACCACGUGAACACGUCCGAGACGAGCACCGGGCCGAUACUGCUCGGCACGGCCCAUGGUGUGAUCUGGGAGGCGGAGAUCGGGCUGGAAAGUGGCGACAAGCUGGUGCAGCAGAACGUGCGGCACGCGUUCGACGUGGGCAAGGGCGAGCAGCGCCCGAUCACCGGGCUGGAGUUUUAUCUCAAGACGGAGCAGAAAAGCCUGCACUGCAUCGUGCUGGUGCUGACGGUGGACCGGCUGUACAAGUUCCACAACACGAUCCGGUCGGGUGGCGGUUCGCUUGCCGGCUCGACAGCCACCGCAGCGCAGGAGCUGAAGCUCGGCGGCUACCUGCAGAAGGUGUUCGGCCCGUACCAGAACGUGGACGACCAGCUGCGUGACUUCGAGGAGCUGUCGGUGGGCGGCAGCAAGGGCACUGGCAGCGGCUCAGCCAGUGCCGGCAGCUGGCCGAAGCUGGUGUUCAACUACGAGGAGGACUUCCCGAAAAGCUUCGGCUGCCUGACGGAGCACGGCAUCAACUAUCAGGAGAUCGAUCCCGCCAUCAACCAGGCCCAGUUUGUGGUGCAGAAGGAGCUGAUCACGUACCCGGAGCCGCGGUACGUGCCGCCCGCCACCAACUCGCACAAGGUGGCGCCGCGCACCAACUGUCCGCUCUCGUUCAUACUGACCGACUUUCACGCGCUGCUGCUGUACGCGGACCACGUCAGUGCGAUCUCUCUGCUGGACUAUCAGGUCGUGUACGAGGAGUACUUCGUCGAACAGUACGGGCGGCUCAUCAACAUCGUGAAGGACGUCCGCUCGAACGUUACGUUCGUGUACAGCAACAAGCUGAUCUUUCGCUACAAGAUCGUGAACGAGCAGCGUAACGCCUGGCGUUUGUACGCCGACCGGCAAAAGUUCGAGCUCGCCCUGCAGUACUGCAACAAAAAUCCGGCCCACCGGGACAUUGUGCUCGUGAAGCAGGCGCAGUCGUACUUCUACGCCGGCGACUACCUGCAAGCGGCGGCCAUCUUCUCCGAAACGCAGCUCAGCUUCGAGGAGGUGUGCCUGAAGUUUCUGCAGAAAAACAGCAACCAAGCGCUGCUGCUCUACCUGCGCAACCGGCUCGGGCAGCUGAAGCCGCACGAGAAAACGCAAAUCACCAUGCUGAUCGUGUGGAUCGUGCAGCUCUUUCUGGUGGAGCUGUCCCACCAGCGCGGAUCGGGCGGGGGCGAAAAGGCGACGCGCGACCUGCAGAAGCAGUUCGAAGCGUUCAUGGCCAGCCGGCCGGUGAUGGCGUGCGUGCGCCGGAACCGGACCGCCAUCUACGACCUGAUGGCGUCGUACGGCGACACGCACAAUCUGACCGCGCUGACCACGAUCAACCAGGACUACGAGUCGGUACUGCAGCAGUACAUUAACCAGGGCCGGUACGAGGAUGCGCUCGGGGUGCUCAGUGCCCAGAACCGGCCGGAGCUCGUCUACCAGUAUGCGCCGAUCGCGAUGGAGGUGCUGCCGGCAGCCACGGUCAGCAUGCUGAUCGGGCAGGGGCACCGGCUCGAUCCGGUCCGGCUGAUGCCGGCGCUGCUCUGUCUCGAUACGCCGCAGCACGCGCACGAAACGGUGCGCUACCUCGAGUACUGCAUCCAUUCGCGGGGCUGCGUCGAGCCGGCCCUGCACAACUAUCUCAUCCAGCUGUACGGUGUGCACUUUCCCGACCAGCUGCUCACGUUUCUCGAGUCGCAGGGCCGCGAUACGACGAUGGUGCAUUACGAUCCGCAUUACGCGCUGCGGAUCGCGCUCCGGCACGAUAUCCGGCCGGCGAGCGUGUUCCUGCAAUGCUUGCUCGAGAUGUGGGUGCCGGCGGUGCGGCUAGCGCUGACCCUGGAGGAUGCCGAGGCCGCUCGACAGCUCGCCCGCCAAACGGCCGCUCAGCCAAGCGAUCGGGUGCUGCGCAAGCGGCUCUGGCUACUGAUCGCCGAGCACGAAAUCAAAGGCACGCGGGACGAGGAAGUCCAGCGAGCGCUCGGCAUACUGCAGGAGUGUGACCAGCUCCGGAUCGAGGACCUGCUGCCCUACUUUUCCGACUUUCAGCGCAUCGACCAUUUCAAGGAGGCGAUCUGCCGCUCGCUGAAGGAGUACAACGUGAAGAUACAGGAGCAGCGACGCGACAUGGAAGAGUCGGCCAAGUCCGCCAACCGGGUCCGGCAGGAGCUGCAAACCUUCCGCAGCCGGUCGGUGACGGUCAGCGCACAGGAGCAGUGCACCGUCUGCGGCGUCUAUCUGAUGCUGAAGCCGUUCUUCGUCUUCCACUGCGGUCACAAGUUCCAUGCGGACUGUCUCGAGCGCCAGGUGCUGCCGUACCUGAGUCCUGAAAUGUCGGAUCGAUUGACGAUGCUGAAACAAUCGCUCGCUACGGCCCAGCACGCGGUCGAGAGUGCUGCAUCGGCUGGAGUAGGAUCGGCCAACGCACUGGAGGCCGCCCCCGUAGCGCCCAUCUCACACAAGGAAAAGCUCAAGAGCGAAAUCGAGGCCAUCAUCUCGUCCGAAUGUUUGUACUGUGGCAAUCUAAUGAUCAAUGCGCUCGACAAACCGUUCGUCGAAAACUGGCAGCAGGCCGAUAGCGAAUGGGACUAGGUGGCUUGCCCUGCGCUGCAGGCGUUGACUUUGACUUUGCUGCGAUGCCUAAGAUUCUAUGCUGUUCGGACCACGCGCCAUUCCAUUCUGCAAUAUGUAUAGGGACAGUGUACGCUUUAUACCGCUCAUAAGGAGCACUUAGAUUUCUGAAAUAGUUUAUUUCGAUUAUUUACAUUAUCUUUUCACUUUUUUGAUGUGUAUAGCAAAUUUAAUUAAAGUUCAAAGUUCGGUUCGAUUUAUUGUGAAGAAAAAUGUUUGAUCGAGUGAUACCCCCCAAAGCGCUAGGCAUGCGAGCAAAAGAGGCGUGCUGCCGGUAAUGAUUUUUGUAUUAUUGUACGAUCCUUCGAAAGGAAUGCUGUAAUGCAAAUGGUAUUAAACUGUACAUCUAUCUAUUCAAUAUAUUUAUCUAUUGUUACAAUUGCAUGCAUGCAUUUCGUAUUAUCUUUUUUAAUUAUAAUCUUUUGGUCUUUGGCACAUUGGUAACGAAUCACGAAAUGUUGUGUUUGUUAGCGGCAAAAUAAUGUAACCUUCAUCUCUAUAACCAUCAACCCAAUUAUGUUUUAGUAUGUAUGUAUGGGUUACAUUAUGUUUUGUAUUUUAUGUUAUUACUUUCUUUUGAUAAAAUUCAGAUAUUUACUUGGAAUUUAAGGCAUGCCUUGUUUCCUUUCAGAUUAAAAAAAUCAGAAGUUCACAUAUUUUUAAAAUUUGGGUUAACAUUUUUUUAAAUUUCCCUUGGUUCUAUAACCACCUACGCGGACUGGUUAUACAUUUGGUAUGAAAGUUCACACAUCCAUGAAAUAAAACGCGUACGUCUUUGGCUUUGAUUAUCGUGUUGACUUCAAACUCUCAGUAAAUAUGCCUAUUACUAUUUGCUAGCCAGUAAUGAAAAACUCAAAAUUAUAUUUUUUAAAUUUUAAUUUAAUUUUAAUUGAUUCUAAUUUGCAACUCUUAAAUCUUUAAACACCUACCUGCGUAGGUCAUACAUUUUGUAUAGGACUACAAAAUCACAACUGAAAAGCGGUUCUGUGCGGUUCUAGUAGUCGUAUGGAUUGAAAAUAUUUAGCAAAUAUGUGUUAUUUUGUAAAUUCAUUAGGAAAAAAAUAUUUAAAAUAUUUGUAUUAUUAAAUUCCUUUUUCGUUUUUAACAUAUUUUUAUUUUAACAUAUUAUAUAAUUAUUGCGUUAACCUAAGACGAGAAUGUCUUGAUUCCAUAUUUUAUUAAUCUUAGAGUAUCGAGAUUUAGUGUUUAGAGCGAACUUCCCUCUAGUAAAUCUAUUUGAUUGUUAUUUUUUCAUCGAUAUCUCUUCCUUACACUACGAGGGGGGUUUAUGGGCGUCUCUUAUAUACCUAUCUCUACAGACACCCGUCAAUUUGACGGAUGGAUACAAAUACGUAUUUUAAAUACGUAAAUACGUGUGUAUAAGAUUGGUUAAAAUCAUGAAACAUUAUUUUAUUAAAAUUAUGAAUCGUUUAACAUGUUUUGGUUUUUAUAAAAAAUUGGCUACACAAUGCUAAUUUAUUAUAAUAGUCGCUAUUGUUGCACCGAACACAUGAACCGAUAUCUUUGUGAUGCCACAUUUUGACCGAUGCCUGCGGGAGUUUCGAAAAACGCGAGGAAUAGGUUGAUCUGUAAUUCAGUUUGAGACCGCUUUAUUGAAAUAAUUACUCAAGAAUUUUUAUGAUAAUAAGUGGUUUAUAGUUCUCUUUCAUUUACUCCUACAUAUAUCCUACAUUUACUUGUGUUGAAAAAUGUAACCACUUAGCUAAAUACACUAAAUGUACUCAAUUCACCCAUUCAAUUUGUCGAGUUCCGUACAGAUAGGUAUACCUAUGUACAUAUGUAUCUGAAAAUCUAUGAAAGUUAUGAAAAUGAUGAAGUGAAAUCAUGAUAAAUUAACGAAAAGUAAAAUCAAGAUUAAACGAAAGGUAUUUUUAGUAUUUCACUGCAAGUUUAAAUUCAGUCAAAAUGACGGGUUCCGUAAACCUAGAGUUAAACUUGUUUCUAUGUAUGUAUUUUUUUCUUCUGUAAUUCUAUCCAUUCCAUUUUCCAUGCCUGUUUUUUCCAAAGUGUCAAAUUUAUUCUACAUAUUGUUAAAUUAUUCGUUUAUCCUAUUAUCGUUCCUCAAAUCAUAUUCAAACUGAGUUAACUACAUACAUCGGAACACGUUUAUACAAUUAAAGAACACGUUUACGUGAAAAAAAAUAUACAUAACACUCAACUUAAAAAUAAAUCCUAUUUUCUCAAUAUGUAGAUAUAAUACGGGAUAUUUAUUGAAAGUUUGAAAUCAAUAUGGCAGUUACAGCCAAAGAUAUACACUUUUUAUUCUGAGGGUGAGCAAACUCCCAUACAAAAUUUGGUCAUCCAUCCGGGUAGGUGGUAUGGACAUUUUUCCACAAAUAAAUACACACCAGAUGGCGCAGUUAGCUAACCGGUAAAAAUUGGAACUUCACGGAAAUCCAGGAUUUUUUAGGAGUAUGUAUAUCUAACAUGGUAAUACACAUGUAAUGUAACAACUUCGUCCGAUUUAUGUUCUUGUGUGUUACUUCUGUUGUUGGAGUAAUAGAAAAAAGAAUAAAGAAUAAAUACCACAUUUUAACUUUGA